Dovyalis caffra is the source of this 450-nucleotide messenger RNA. NCBI's taxonomy places the organism in Eukaryota, Viridiplantae, Streptophyta, Magnoliopsida, Malpighiales, Salicaceae. The record is from the annotation of a GenBank genome assembly.
AUGGAGCCGAAGAAGCUUCUCCCAAGAGACCAAUUUGGGGGGCAAUUUGAAUGCCCAAGGCAGAGAACCCAGCAAGAAAGAAAUCACAAUGUCUUCAGUGGCUUCGAUGAGCGAAUCCUUGCAGAAGCUUUCAACAUUGACACAAGACUAGCAAGACGAAUGAAGAAUAACAAUGAUGAUAGAAGCAUCAAUCGUAACUUUCAGGCAGUAAUUCCACCACAGAGUCGAGAGGAAGAAGAACGUAAAGUUGAAUGCCGAGGGAGUCAACGUGGUAGAUUCUGCACUACCAGGUUGAAGCACAACAUCAAAGAUCCAAAACGCGCCAAUGUCUUUAAACAAGUAGGACGUCUCACCACAGUCAACAGCCUCAUUCUCCCCGUCCUUGGAUAUGUUCAGUUUAGUGUUGAGAGAGGCGUCCAGAAUCUCUCUCUCUAUAUUUAUAACCUGUAA